Molecule: messenger RNA, 1126 nt
Organism: Podarcis muralis (Common wall lizard)
Lineage: Eukaryota; Metazoa; Chordata; Lepidosauria; Squamata; Lacertidae
Gene: CLEC3A
Product: C-type lectin domain family 3 member A
Biological process (GO): ossification
Source: RefSeq, a predicted model, not a curated record
AAGCCCUGGAUUGCAAGCCUGAUAAAUUCAAUUGGUCAGAGUUGACAGGAAGUAUAAAUCUGGUGUGGGAGAGGCUAAAGACUGAGAACAAAAGGGCACCUUAUGCUGAAGCCUGCUUGAGUAUUUUGCUCAUUUAAUAAACAAGGAGCGUGGCCAAUUCUCUCACUACCCUUUAAUAAAGCCAAACACCAUCAGUUCUACAGGGCUGCAGUUCUCACAACUGCUUUCAAGCUGCUGUUGAUGACUCUUGCUCACUGUCUGAAAAAAGAGAUGGCACAAAUGGGAUUUCUGAUUUUCCUCCUUGUUACCAUCCUUUUGCUGGAUCAAACAACUGGCCAGUCUGUCCAUUCCAAAGCCAGAAAACACAGCAAACGGAGGGUUAAAGAGAAAGACGGUGACCUAAAGAGUCAAAUUAGCAAGCUUUGGCAAGAGGUAAACUCCCUGAAGGAAAUGCAAGCACUGCAGACAGUCUGUCUUCGUGGAACAAAGGUCCAUAAAAAAUGCUACUUGGCAUCCGAUGGUGCAAAACAUUUCCAUGAAGCAAACGAAGACUGCAUAGCCAAGGGAGGGACUCUUGCUAUCCCCAGAGACGGCGAUGAAACCAACGCUCUCCGAGAGUACAGCAAGAAGAGCUUGUCAGGUGUGGCAGAUUUUUGGCUGGGUGUCACUGACAUGGUAAACGAAGGGAAAUUUGUUGAUGUCAAUGGAAUGGUCCUCAACUACUUCAACUGGGACCGGUCACAACCCAAUGGAGGAAAACGGGAAAAUUGUGUCUUGUUUUCACAGUCAGCUCAAGGAAAGUGGGUGGAUGAAGUCUGCCGUACUGUCAAACGAUAUAUUUGUGAAUUCCUGAUCCCUUAAUCACAGCUAGGUCUGCUUCCUUCUUUCACUUUUGAAACACAUAUAUGGUAGGGAUGACAGUUUGCAGUCAUCACCAAGCUUCACAACAAAUCCAGAGUCAGAGACCACACUUUCAGGUAAUUAGUUUUGUAUGGGGCAGUCAAAAUAGCCUUUAGUCGUGAUGGAUUGUUGAGUUCAAGUGUAUACCUCUUGAUAAUCCUUCCUGUUUACUAAAACUGCAAACCUCUCUUUUAAAGCAGAUACUUCCUCUAUUAAUUAAUUUUCC